AGAGGGAGGCGGCGGCGCGCUCAGUCAGGCAGUCAGUCCGCGAGUGGCCUUCAGGCUGCAGCAGCAGCAGCUGGCGAGGAAGAGGAGGAGGAGGAGGAGGAGGAGGAGGAAGAUGCUGCGCUACACCUCCGGCCUCACCCUCACCACCACCGCCCCCACCAAGCCCCUCGACGGCGGCGGCGGCGGAGAGACCACCGGCGGCAGGAGGAGGGCAAAUGUUUGCCGGCUGCGUUUAACCCUGCCCCCUGAAGAAGACUCACUUUCUCAGGAAAGAAAAAAUAAAACAGAAAAAACCAAAAAGUGUCUCUACCAGGUUCCCAAUGGAUUGUCCACGGGGAACUUCUCACCUGGCGUGGUUUAUGGUGUGGUGCACAGAUCUGAUAGUAAUCAUAACAAAGAAAUGGUGGUCUAUGGAUGGUCAACUCACCAGCUGAAGGAAGAAAUGAAGUACAUAAGAGACGUGAGAUUAACUUUGGAAAGGGCGAGAAAGAAAAUGUAUGGAGAGUAUGAUGAAAUGAAACGCAAAAUCCAAGAGUUUACAAAGGAACUGACUGUAUCAAGCACUCGACAGGAGUCUUUGGAAAACCAGCUACAGGUGCACUCGGCAGCGCUGGACAGCUUUAGCGAAAUGAACAGCUCGUUGACCUCCGCCUCCAUUGAGCUACAGAAAACCUUAGUUGACGUUACUUUGGAGAACACGGUUAUUCGGGAUCAGAUAAAGAACCUGAAACAAACGCAUGAACAGUCUAUGGAAAAACUGAAGGAGAAGCAGAAGCAGCUGGAAACAGCCCGGGUGGAAAAUGAAUUGCUCAGGCUAAAAGUGGAAUGUUCACAAGAAGCUAAUGCGGAAGUCAUGAGAGAGAUGACCAAGAAACUUUAUAGUCAGUAUGAAGAGCAGCUGCUGGAGGAAGAACAGAACCAUAAACACGAGAAAGAAACCCUCAUAGCCGAGACGAACAGGCUCCUGAAGGCCAUUGAAGAGGCCAAUAAGAGGAUGAGGCUGACCGAGACGAGUUUGCAAGAAAAAGACCAGAGAAUUGGCGAGCUUGACCAGUUCAUCCAGCGGAUGGAAGAGGAACGCCACCAACUACAGAAACAACUACUGGAAUAUGAGCUGCAACUUCAUGGAGCAGACCUUCAUGGCCAGACCAGCAGGCAGAGGUCACACCACUUGGAGGAGGUAACCGCAAGUCUGCGAGAACGAAUCAAACACCUGGAUGACAUGGUCCUUUGCCAACAGAAGAAGGUCAAGCACAUGGUUGAGGAGGUGAGUGAAGCAGUGCAGACCUUGAACAAGAAGGUCCUUAAGACGAAAGUUUUGCAGCUUGUUUUCUGCUUUGCAUUUGCUGCUGAGCAUCGAGAAUUUGCUCUGCGUGGGCCUACCCUGGAGACCGACCCGGGUAUUAAAGUUAGUCCAGGAUGCAGCGGCAAAGCUGCUCGGCAGCGCGAUGAUGAGAGACCGUAUUAUUACAUUGCUAUCGUGCCGGCCAGCUGCACUGUCUACCAACAGAAUGUUCAAAUAAUCUGCUGGGGGUCCCUGGCCCCCAAGGGCAUCCGGUUGGCCUCAACCAACGCCAACUCCUGCCUGGUGGAACACUCCGUAAACUCUGGCCAGGUGAAAUCAUGGUUAGCAACGUUCCACCCCUGGAAAGGCACCCGCUGGGAUGUUCAGACUUGUCUUGGAAAGGCCAGGGAGAGGUGGAAGAAGCAACUCGGGCAUCUGGCAAAAACUGACCCGAGCAGCAGGCCUCUGGUGGCUGUGCCGGUAAGGAACUACUCCCCAUUCAAGAGGGUCCUGGAGUAUUCCUCGAGAACGAGCACGUCCGCCAGCCCGGCUGACCCGGCCCUUCCUCUCAAAUGCUGGUGGGGAGGGGGCGCCCCUAGAGCACUGGCUGCACGUUUCAGCCCUCUUCCCCUCCCCCUGGCCAACCCUUGCCGGAAGGGACACUGUGCUCGCCUGGAGCUACCGACAAUAAAUGGCUCAGCAAAGGUGGCCAGCGACCUAGGCAUCUUCCCUGGAGACCAGAAGGACAAGAGUCAUGACUGUCCCAAGAAAUACACAACUUCUCGAGCACUUUGCACAUGCUCAGAGCACCCUGUGAAGGUGCUCACUGCGGGGGCCUUCAGUCCCAGGAGGAUCAGAGGCAGCAACUACCGACCCUCUCCCGGGUUCAGAUUGGCCGCAGCAGCAAGGGGAGCUGCGAAUUGGCGAACGCUCCGCGGGCGAGGAAGUUUGACCCUGCCGCGCCGCCGUCGCGCACUUCCGGGAAAAUGGCGGCGCCCAGGCGGGCGCGGAAGUGGCUGCUGUAGGGGCGCCGGCGCUCCUCCUGCGGCCAGGUCCUGCGGGUCCUCCCGCUCCUCCGGCCAGGGCGGCGGCGGCGGCGGCGGCAUCAUGGCCGAGGCGGGGUCGCUGCGGGGCCGGAGCCGGCCGGAGCUGCUGGAGAUGCUGCGGCGCCAGGAGAGGCUGCUGGCCGACCGGAACUUCAUCUCGAGGCUUCCGGAUAAAGGUCAGAAGAUUUCUGCUUUUGCAGAUGCGCUGAAGGCGGCGGUGGCCCGAGAGGAGGAGCGGAGGAGGAGGAGAGCGGAGCUGCUGUCCGUGGUCAGGCUGGAGAUCCAGAAGAGGCAGGAGGAGCUGGGCUCUGUCCAGCACGAGGACCAUCAUUCAGCUGCUGGAGAUCCGCCUCUGACGUCUGCCGGUCAUGUGGGCGAGGGGCUCGAGACAGCCGAGCAGAGUCAGCCAAGCGCUUGGGCCACAAAAACCAGGACGGAACCAGAAUCUGAACCAGCCGGGCAGACCCACCAGGACUCCGGCGCUCCUCACAGGGAGGACGGGGUCUCCCAGGCAUCAGCCGCCUCCGAGUGGCCACACCGUGAUCCUGUGGGCAGAAGCAGCGAGGCGCUGGUGGAGGCCUUGGGAAAGAUGUCCCUUGCGGGGAGGGGGCGUGAAGAAGCCCCUGGGAAGGAGCCCGGCGUGGGGUGCAGUGAGGUCCCUUUUCCAGGUGACCCCCACUGGACACCAAAGACGCCACAUUACAUGCAAGUGCUGGACACGCGAGCGAAGAACCCCGUGGAGAGAAAGAGUGCCUUCAAACCCAACAGAAUCCUGGCCGAGUCAAGCAAAUCGUCUGGUGGCUCCUCUGAAGCCCCGUCCCCCGGAGGUGCCGUUUCUGCUGAAGAAAGACGCCGCAGAGAGAAGCAGCACUUGGAUGACGUCACGGCUGCCCGCCUGCCCCCCCUGCACCACGCCCCUGCGCAGCUCCUCCCCCUCGGGGAGUCGAUAGCACACCCGAAAUGGCUUCCCUCUUUGUUGCAGGAAACGCAGGCCAAACUUGCCGCCCAGAAGCUAGUCCAAAAGCUCGGUAUUAAAAUGGCUGCCUACGAGCCAGAAGGGGGAGCGGGAGGCAGCUACCGAGAGCGGAAGGAUGAAGACGGCUACAGUUCAGCGGAAGAUUGAGCCCAAGCCCGGACAGCACCAGUAUCCUCCGGGGCAGGGGGGCCUGCCCUACAACCAGAGGCAGCAGAGCGCUCAGGCUGAGCACAGCUGAGGCUUGUGUCGCCCUCCCAGGGGGUCGGAGGUCACGAAGCGACCCAUCGGGCCAAGGCCUGCUUUCCAGCCACAGUGGCCCAUCCCUUCAGGAGCGGCAGUGGAGUGGGGCCCACUUGAAGUCAGAGGUGCGGCACUUGCUCCUGGACAGUCUUUUCUACCACCAGGUUUUAGAAGCCGUGUUUCACUAUUUUUCUACUGUAUUUUUCUGCUCGAUCCCUGGAAUAAAAGCCUGCCUCACACAGGAAGUUCUGCCCCAGGGCCCUCAGACGUGGUGCUGCAGAGAAUUUCUGCUGGGCAAAUGGAACAGCCUGGCCCUCCUUUCCGUGUUUGGCUUCCAGUGGCUACCAGGUAGAGCUAGAAUGGAGCCCCAGAGCCCCUUGGACUGCAACGAGACUUCGGAGGUGUGAGCUUUCCAGAGUCUGAGCCCUGUUGGUCUCUAAGACGCCGGUGGACUCAAGUUUAGCUGUUCUACAACACGGCUGCCCUCUGGGAUUGCUAGGUACGGGGCACUCCUGCUGAGUGGGGCUGACGUUAUAGGCCUGGGCCGUGUGUGUGGGUGAGGAGGGGGCGGGGCUUCCUGAGAGGCAGACGGCUGAUGCUGCUGGGCUCGCCGGAAUGUUUGUGUGAGGCAGCAGCACUCAACUUUACCUGAGAAGGCCGAGGGGGCAGGUGGGACUCAGCCUUUGCUUGUAGCCGUCUGUUGCAUUCCAGUUCUGGCUCACCAAGGCACGUUCUUGGGGCCCACUUCUGAACACCCCCACGGUGCUAUAUUUCCCUAACUGCAAAACGCUUUGGAGUGUCUUAGCCCUGCCACGGCCAGCCCCACAUGAGGUUCUAAUGAGAGCCCACGAUCAACGGUCCCUUUCCCCAGCCUGCCCCCCCUCCCCAUCUGUCACGUGCACAAGGGAAGGGGCCAGGAAUGUCCGUGAAAGAAAACAUCACAGAUUCCAGAGCAGUGAGAGGCUCAGGGUCGUCUUGCUGUCUGAUAACCCCAGCGAGCACCCGUCAGAGCUGGGGGUGGGUGGGGGGAGAUCUGUGAGCAACAUCUGGACAACGUGGGGCCACCCUCCCACCCCCACGCUGGAGCCAGGCCGCAAUUCUAGCCUCGCAAGGAGAAACAUCGCAGGGCCGGCCUCGCGCACCGAGUCAACAUCCCUGCUUUCAAUUAUUCUCGUUUUCAGAAAGACAUCAGAAUUAAUUACUUAUCCAUAAAGCCUCUUCUGAAGCUGA
Sphaerodactylus townsendi is the source of this 4777-nucleotide messenger RNA. RefSeq names its product myocardial zonula adherens protein (gene MYZAP). Gene Ontology annotation, cellular component: nuclear envelope; RNA polymerase II, holoenzyme; nucleus. Lineage: Eukaryota; Metazoa; Chordata; Lepidosauria; Squamata; Sphaerodactylidae. Gene Ontology annotation, biological process: intracellular signal transduction; maintenance of ER location; transcription elongation by RNA polymerase II. Gene Ontology annotation, molecular function: transcription elongation factor activity. The transcript is spliced from 19 exons. Bases 113 to 3454 code for a protein of 1113 amino acids. The record is from RefSeq and is a predicted model, not a curated record.